Messenger RNA from Funneliformis caledonium, 669 nucleotides. Lineage: Eukaryota; Fungi; Glomeromycota; Glomeromycetes; Glomerales; Glomeraceae. The record is from the annotation of a GenBank genome assembly.
AUGAUUCAAAGAGGAGAAAAUUUUAAGUAUGUCUUCAUUAACCCAUCGACCGAAUCAACUGCACACGAAUUAACAUUAUUCGACGUUUCAGCAAAAGAAACCCCAUUAUCCGACGAAUCAACAGACCCUCUUCAUUCCGAGAUCAUGGCUUACUUUAUUAGCCGAGGUUUUCAAUCAAACCUCGUUAGGUCCUUUCUGGAAGAGGAGGUCCACCUUGAUCUUAAAACGAAUACGGAACUCAUGUUUGAUUUUCUCGAAGAACGCCAGCGACUGAACCCAACAAUCUUCGUUGGCAUUGAGGGAACUGGUGUAAGUUGUGUUACUUCAGAUUUUAUAUCAUUGGUUAUUCGAAUGAAUCCUCAAUCCAUGGGAUUUCAAUAUUCAGAUGCCUUUGAUAACGUUUUCUAUGAUGCAAACCUUCCACGCAAUCAGUGGAUCAGUUACGAUAGAAAAGGUGGGCCACAAAUGUUCGCCUCAUCAUAUGAUGAUAUCACUACUGGAAUAGAUAACAUUUUAAGUAACAAUACGAAAGUCGCUGAUACCAAUUCGACAAUCUAUACGAUGUGCUUUCUUUCACGCAACAAAUUAUCAAAGCGCCCAAGCAAUCAGCAAGAAUGGAAUCAUACUUGCACAUGGCAGACACAGUCUCGAUUUCGGAUCGGAUCCUAG